UUAAUAACAGUUUAUUACAAAUGUCGUUUAGAAAUGCAAGUUAAUUGCGUUGCAUCAACAGACUCGCUAAUAGCUCGUUAGUUUCAGACACUGUCGGCCCUGUCUACAAUAACGCUGUUUACUUCGCUAAUUAAAGGAAUAUUUAAUUAAAACAGACUAAGGAAGGAUUGUGAUAUUGUGCCACAGUGAGAGACAGAAACACAUCGGGAAUCAGUCAUUGGUUGACGACAGUCGAGAAUCCCUCCACUCAUAAUGGCAGGCGAUCUCCGUGGUGCCUCUGGGUCUAAAACCCUCACAUGCCAGCGCUCCCUCCCAGGGACCCCAGUCACUCUAAAACACUUCCCCAUCGACUUACGCACCUCCAUGGACGGCAAGUACAAGGAGAUUGCUGAGGAGCUGUUAGCUCGCAGCCUGACUGACAGCGAGAUGCGCAGUGCUCCGUAUGAGUUUCCGGAGGACAGCCCCAUCGAGCAGCUGGAGGAACGGCGCCACCGCCUGGAGAGGCAGAUCAGCCAGGACAUCAAGCUUGAGCCUGAGAUUCUGCUCCGCGCCAAACAGGACUUCAUGAAAAUCGACAGCACGGCUGAUUUAGAGUCCAUGAAGGAGCAGAACGAGGUGACUGUAGACCAUGCAUCCAAAGAGAGAGAGCCUGUUCUGGAGAGAGAGUUCCAGCGGGUCUCCAUAUCAGGGGAGGAAAAAUGUGGGGUGCCCUUCACCGACCUGGUGGAUGCUGCGAAGUGUGUGGUUAAAGCCCUGUUCAUACGAGAGAAGUACAUGGCCCUGUCCAUGCAAAGCUUCUGUAAGACCACGGCCCACUCGCUGCAGGAGCUGGGGGAGAGACCCCUGGACCUCCGUGUCUAUGAAGAGAUCCCAGAAACACCUGUGGAUGCAGAUGCCCCUGUGCACCCCCCCGUCUCAGAAACACACCCCUACGAGGGACAGGACCCCAAAAACAUGCCGUCUGACAUGGGAUAUGGCUGCAAGAUGGUGGACGGGGUGAUUCACGUGUAUACAAAAAAGACCCACAUGGACAAGAGUACAGAGCUGGACUUGCCCUACCCAGAUUUGCGGGAUUACAUCGCGGAUAUGAAUGUCAUGAUGGCUCUUAUCAUUAACGGACCAGUGAAAUCUUUCUGCUAUCGUCGGCUUCAGUACCUCAGUUCCAAGUUCCAGAUGCACAUCCUCCUUAAUGAGAUGAAGGAACUGGCUUCCCAGAAGAAGGUCCCACACCGUGACUUCUACAACAUCCGCAAGGUGGACACGCACAUUCACGCGUCGUCCUGCAUGAACCAGAAGCACCUGCUGCGCUUUAUUAAACGGGCCAUGAAGAAGUACCCGGAGGAGAUAGUGCACAUAGAGAACGGCUGUGGGCAGACGCUGAUGGAGGUGUUUGAGAGCAUGAAUCUGACGGCAUUUGACCUCAGCGUGGACACGCUGGACAUGCACGCGGACCGCAACACCUUCCAUCGUUUUGACAAGUUCAACGCCAAAUACAAUCCCAUCGGAGAGUCUAUUCUGAGAGAGAUCUUCAUUAAAACUGACAACCACAUCGAAGGAAAAUACUUUGCACACAUCAUCAAGGAGGUGAUGGCAGAUCUGGAGGAGAGUAAGUAUCAGAACGUGGAGCUGCGGCUCUCCAUCUACGGCCGCUCGCGGGAUGAGUGGGACAAACUGGCCCAGUGGGCCGUCAGACACUAUGUUUACUCUGACAACGUGCGCUGGCUCAUCCAGAUCCCGCGCCUCUUUGAUGUUUACCACACCAAGAAACAGCUGGCCAACUUUGAGGAGAUGCUGGAGAAUAUUUUUAUGCCUCUGUUUGAAGUCACUGUUAAUCCACGCAGUCAUCCUGAGCUACACCUCUUCCUUCAACAUGUGGUGGGCUUUGACAGCGUGGAUGAUGAAUCCAAACCCGAACACCACAUCUUCAAUUUGGACAGCCCUUUACCUGCCAACUGGACUGAGGAAGACAACCCUCCCUACUCCUACUACCUCUACUACACCUACGCCAACAUGACCGUACUCAAUCACCUACGCAGGAGGCGUGGCUUCCACACGUUUGUGUUACGCCCACAUUGUGGUGAGGCUGGGCCCAUUCACCACCUGGUUUCAGGUUUCAUGCUCUCUGAGAACAUCUCCCAUGGCCUUCUACUUAGGAAGGCUCCAGUGCUGCAGUACUUGUAUUACCUGGCUCAGAUUGGCAUCGCCAUGUCCCCCCUCAGUAACAACAGCCUUUUCCUAAGUUACCAUCGUAACCCUCUGCCGGAGUACCUGUCCCGAGGCCUCAUGGUCUCUCUGUCCACAGACGACCCCCUGCAGUUUCACUUCACCAAGGAGCCCCUUAUGGAGGAGUAUAGCAUUGCCGCACAAGUGUGGAAGCUCAGCUCAUGUGACAUGUGUGAACUGGCCAGAAACAGUGUGCUCAUGAGUGGCUUCUCCCAUAAGGCCAAGAGUUACUGGCUUGGUCCAAACUACAAUAAAGAGGGCCCCGAGAGCAAUGACAUCCGCCGUACCAACGUGCCGGACAUCCGCGUGGCCUACCGCCAUGAGACUCUGUGUGAGGAGCUGCAGCUCAUCACACACGCAGUGCGCACACAGGAGCUGGAGGCCAUCGAAGAGGAGGACAGUCUCUCCAUGGCUCCUUUUCCCAGCAGACGCUAAAGAGAACAUCAUCUCCUCACACCAUCCUCUUUCCUCUUGCUCCUCCUUUUCCCUCUCUCUCUCUCUCUCUCUCUCUCUCUCUGUCUCUCUCCGUCCAUGCGUGGCAAAGGGGAGGCAGAAGGGGUGGGGUGGGGGCAUAUAUAUUCUGUGUCAUCAUGACUAAAUUUAACCAAACACCUUGCUGCUACCCUUUCAAAAAAAGCCAAGGAUUAAGAAAAAUAAGAAAGAAAAAAAACACAGGGUCUCCAUCUUGUCAAAGUUGUUUUUCAGUCCAUGGGAUUUCCCUUGGGCAUUGAUGAUAAACCCAAAUAUCUAAUCCUGUGUGUGGUUUUACCCUUAACUUUUUUUGUACUGCUGUUGAUAAGCUACAGCCCCUCUCAACUUUCCCUCUUGCCUUGUCUUGCCUUUUUCUCACUGUGACAUUUCUGAUUUCUUUGGUUUUAAUCAGCAUGGCUAAAUCUGGCAGGCCAGACAUGUAGUGCUCGGCUUGUUUUCCCAGUCUGCACAGCCAGUACAGGAGGAGCACUACACGUCUCAUGGCCCUUUCAGUUGAACCGAGUCUUUUUCCACCUCUCUGUCAAAAUGAUGCGAUAGAAUCUGAAAGUUCUCUUUGAUGCUGUUCUUUGCCUUUUAGCUGGUAUUACCCAUGGUGUGCCAGACUCUCUCUCUCUCUCUCUCACAGCCCAGCACACUGUCAUAUGAUCCAGCAUGUGAAGAUGUAGUCCUUUCUCCUCCUGUGGUGAUCAUGGUGGCUAAGCCCCAACACACACACACACACACACACACACACACACACACACACUGUAGAAGCCAACUGAUAUGAGGCUGGAAGCUGCUGCUUCUUAACUCAGUCUCGCUGCAUUAUGAAGCCAAACUCAUAACCCUCUAUUGUUUUAAUGUAGCAAUGCAAACAAAACAUUACAUCAAGGUUGUAUGAGCCUUGUCCGUUAUCUGCCUUACACAUACUCGCCAGACAUAUAAACAGUAUGCCACAAAUUAGCUUCAAAGGAAUUGAUCUCUAAAGGACAGUAGGACCAGACACACAGUUGCUGGUAUAAGAUGUGAUUCAAGGUGAAGGAGAUGUUUUAUGAUAAUAUUAACUGAGACAAAAAGUAUUAAUAGUGUAGACUUCAGAGGACACAUUCCAAAAUGUGAACAUUACAGAAAUGUUCAUUUUAGUUGUAAGUACUGUCUUGAAACAAUCAUAUUGUGCAUCAGCAUAUGCAUUCAUAAAGAAGGAUAGUGUA
This is a messenger RNA of Chanos chanos (milkfish), 3905 nucleotides long. RefSeq names its product adenosine monophosphate deaminase 2a (gene ampd2a). The transcript is spliced from 18 exons. The coding region runs from base 253 to 2658 and encodes 801 amino acids. Lineage: Eukaryota; Metazoa; Chordata; Actinopteri; Gonorynchiformes; Chanidae. Gene Ontology annotation, cellular component: cytosol. Gene Ontology annotation, molecular function: AMP deaminase activity. The record is from RefSeq and is a predicted model, not a curated record. Gene Ontology annotation, biological process: IMP salvage; AMP metabolic process.